This is a messenger RNA of Xenopus laevis (African clawed frog), 1976 nucleotides long. RefSeq names its product neutrophil cytosolic factor 1 L homeolog (gene ncf1.L). Gene Ontology annotation, cellular component: membrane; cytoplasm; NADPH oxidase complex. Gene Ontology annotation, molecular function: phosphatidylinositol binding; superoxide-generating NADPH oxidase activator activity. The transcript has 11 exons. Gene Ontology annotation, biological process: superoxide anion generation; respiratory burst; reactive oxygen species metabolic process. The record is from RefSeq and is a predicted model, not a curated record. NCBI's taxonomy places the organism in Eukaryota, Metazoa, Chordata, Amphibia, Anura, Pipidae. Bases 124 to 1299 code for a protein of 391 amino acids.
AGGCACAGGCAGUUUAAAACCUGCACUCAGCUGCAAAGUUCUUUCCCACACCAAGCAGCUUGGAUCCAGUUACAGGAGCUUCUCUAAUCCACCUGCAGUACCAGACAAUUACAGGGGAGAAUCAUGGCUGACCCCUUCAUCAGGCACAUCCAACUCCUGGGCUUUGAGAAAAGAUUUUUGCCCAGCCAACAUUAUGUCUACAUGUUCAUGGUCAAGUGGCAGGAUCUCACGGAAAAGGUUGUGUACAGGAAAUUCACUGAAAUCUAUGAGUUCCAUAAAGCCUUAAAAGAAAUGUUUCCAAUUGAAGCUGGAGACAUAAGUAAAGAACACAGGACUAUUCCACACUUACCAGCUCCUAAAUGGUUUGAUGGUCUCAGGUCCACGGAGAACAGGCAGGUCACUCUGUCAGAUUACUGUGCCUCUUUGCUCAGCCUCCCUCCUAAAAUCUCCCGCUGCCCUCAUGUUCUCAGUUUCUUCCAAGUCAGACCCGAUGAUGUUAACCCAGUAGCCAACAACACCAAUGGUCGUAAGCCUGAGACGUUUUUGUUGAAAGUUGACGCGUCUAAAAAAAAUGUGUCAGAUAUAACAGGACCCAUUAUCCUGCAGUCAUACAGAGUGAUAGCUGACUUUGAAAAGAAUUCCAAGAGUGAGCUGGCGGCGAAAAAUGGCGAUGUGGUAGAGGUAGUGGAGAAAUCUGAAAAUGGCUGGUGGUUCUGUCAGCUAAGGAACAAGCGGGGAUGGAUGCCUGCUGCUUAUCUUGAGCCUUUAGAUGGCCCAGAUGAGUCUGAAGAACAGGAUCCUAAUUAUGAAGGUGACCUGCAUAUUACCACAAAAGACUAUACAGGAGAACUAGAUGAUGAGCUGAAUCUCAAGGAAGGAGAGAAUGUUGAAGUCAUCCACAAGCUGCUGGAUGGUUGGUGGGUUGUCAGAAAAGGCAGCAUCACUGGAUAUUUUCCAGCCAUGUAUCUACAGAAAUCUGGCGAAACAGCCCCUGCCAAUGAAAAUCUGUCAAAAAGAAAAGGCUUGCCCCCAAGGAGAGCCACUAUUUCAAAUGCAAACAGUAUUCACAAACAAGGUCGAAAGCAGAUUAGCCAGGAUACCUACAGGAGAAACAGCAAGAAGUAUAUAAAGCAACGUCAAUCCAUCAUUGACCCUAAAAGCCCAGUUAUAACAGAAGAAAAUAAAGAGGAAGAAAACAAAUCUAAAACCCAGCCUACAAUUCCCCCAAGACCCAGCAAAGAACUCAUCCUGGACCGUUGCUCAGAGAACACAAAGAACAAGAUCAGAACAUUGAACUAAGUCAUCCUGAGAUCAUGUGAUGUUUAUAGUUAAUGUUUCAUAUCUUUAGUGCAGUGUUAUAGCAGGUCUCGUAGGGCCAGAAUCGGAUACUGUGGGAGCACUCUCUCAAUAAUUAGAUGUAGAUAGUUCCAAAUGGUAUAGGGUUUUUAUAUUGGCCAUAGAGGAAAUAAUGGGAAUUGUCCAACAGUGGGACACACUCUUCACUAUGCUUUACUGAAUUUUCACUGGUGAGUUAGGAUUGACAUGCAAACCAAUAACAUUUCUAUACAUAUAUAUAUACCCGUUAAAUAGAAGCCGUAUUUAAGGUAUGGUCUGAGGACUCUGUAGUUUGUACUUGGAUGUAACAUAAAACCUGCAUUUGUACACAAUGUGUGUCUCUAAAGAGGAUUGAGAGAGACCAGGGAACAGGGACAGGUAGGUGACAGGUAGCAGAUGAUGUCCAAAUAACUUUAAAUAAUUUAUUACAUUUUUAGUUGAUUUUUUUUUUUGGACAAUGUGAGAUUCUAAGACAUAGGAGAUUUUGGGAUUGCUUUUACUUUUUAUUUUUUUUUUUUAGAUAAACCACGCAUGUACUGUAUAUUAUGCUUGCUAUCUCUGCAGCUAGUAGACCUUACGUGUGUUAUUUUGCAAACAGUUGUAAUUGUAACAGCUGCAAAAAUAAAGAAUGGUUCUUUUUG